GCAAGGGAAAAGGUUCUCCUCAAUAUGCGAGAGAGCAGAUUGCUUGCUUGAACUCUGCCAUGUUCAGUGCAAGGCUUCCCUUCCAUUUCCCAGAUGGGUUGAUUCCCUACUCAUUAUUUCUCUUGCUGCUGCUACUUGCCCAAACUUGCCAGGCAGCUACUGCAGAUGGAGGAACCUGCAGUCCUUCCUCCUGCGGCGAAAUCCCCGAAAUCAAGGACCCUUUUCGCCUGACGACUGAUCCACAAAGCUGCGGAAACCAAAAGUACAACCUCUCAUGCGAGAGCAACACAACGGUGCUUUACAUCGAGUCAGCCAGAUACUACGUCAGAGCAAUAAACUACAAGAACUUAACAAUCAGGUUGGUCAAUGAGGGAAUAAUCGACGGCCAAUGCUCUUCCUUGCCCACCAGCCCUCUGUCCGAAAACAGCUUCUACUUCCUCGAUCCAUACAUAGCAACAAGGGACAGACAGAGGUUCUUGUCCAAGAGGGAAGAGCGCUUGAAUGAAGUGUUAACUCUGUUCAGCUGCCAGGGUACUCUCAGCAGUUCUGCAGGAUUGGUGGAAACAGCUCCAUGCAUCAGUGGAGUGAACAAUUCUUCGGGUUAUGCGGUUUUUGGUGGUGCAAUGGAUGCUCUCAGCUUGGGGAAGAUGUGCAGGGUUGAUAUGAUGGCGAUGUUGGCGAAGAAGAAGGAUGGUUCUUACGACCAGGUCGGGUUUCAAGAAGUUCACCGACAGCUCGAAUAUGGGUUCGAGCUCUCGUGGCAUCUGUACAAGUGCGCUGGCUGCUUAGGGGUCAAUAGUUGCUACCUUGAUAAGGACAACAAAGUUCUCUGCUCUGGACUAUGGGACCAAAUCAUAUUGAUUACAACAACCCUUGGAAGACUCCUAUAUACCCUUGGUAAACUCCACAUUCAUCUCAGAACUUUCUUUUUCAGUUACACUUCAGCUCCAAAAGUAGUAACAGAAACUUCAUUACCUCUACACAGUGGUUCUAGCUCACGUGGCAAUGGUGCC
This is a messenger RNA of Linum tenue, 1013 nucleotides long. The record is from the annotation of a GenBank genome assembly. NCBI's taxonomy places the organism in Eukaryota, Viridiplantae, Streptophyta, Magnoliopsida, Malpighiales, Linaceae.